Molecule: messenger RNA, 1349 nt
Organism: Phytophthora infestans T30-4
Lineage: Eukaryota; Oomycota; Peronosporomycetes; Peronosporales; Peronosporaceae
Exons: 1
Coding region: 54-1349 (431 amino acids)
Source: RefSeq, a predicted model, not a curated record
CCGAACUCCAUUCGAAGAGAGCUUGUUGAGAGCUACGCGAAGAAUUUGCCGCGAUGGCAUCCUCUUCGAACCAAGAGUGUCAUAUCUGCCUCGAAGAUUUGCGCAGUAACCUGGUGGCUGCUCCGUGCGGACACGUUUUUCACCACGCCUGCGUCAUCCAGGCGCUACAGUUCAACAAGCAAUGCCCCAUUUGCCGCCGCAGCACAUACGACGCCGACCUCAUCGCACUUUACUUCGACGUACCGAAUGUUGGCGAGGUAGAGGAUGGCAAUAUACAGACGACUAAGCGUGUCGAAGCCUCAGGAGACAGCGUGGCGCUCAGCUCGCGUGUCAAUACGCUCAUGGAGCGCAUCCAGUGGCAAAAUAAGCAGCAAGAGCGACUCGUGGGCGAACUGCAGCGUCUACGCAGCCAGAGCGAGCAGCUACUGGUUGAUAAGCGCUCACUAGCCCAGCGUGUCGGAGGAUUGGAACAUACGAAGAACGAGUUACUGACCAAAGUGGCGAGGUACCAGAUGGAACUCUCGCGUCAAACGGAGGCAGCGCGCAGAUCAACUGUAAACCAGAGUAUUAUCAAAUAUCUGGAGACAUGCGACGCAUCGACACUCGAGGAGGAGAUCCAGAACCCGAGAGAACUGAUCAUGGCGCUCAAGAAGGCGUGUAAGUUCCGCCAUGACCAAUACGAGAAGGUGGUGAAAGAAAAAAUGCGUCUCAAAGAGAUGCUGAGGAAUACGCAGCCCCAAUUAGCACAGCAACAAACAGGAGGCAACGCUAGAGUGGCAAAGAGCAAGGCUCGAAGUGCAGCUUCAGUGUCAUUUGAGAGCAAACGCGCGUAUCCGACUUUUGGAACGGGACUCCAGCCGCCGGUGGAAAGCAAGAAGCGCAAAGUUGAUUCCUCGUCCGUAGCAUCAAAUCCGAUGCCAUUCUUCGAGAACCAGUUCAACGAUGACAUUCUAGGGUUCACCCCUCGUUCAGAAUCGGCAGGGUUCCGCGCGAACGCUUAUUCAGACGUAUCGGUCCGUCCACCGCCGAGUUCACGGCAGACAUUUGGACGCAGCAACUUUAACCCGAACCAGUACGGAGCGUAUAACAUGACGCCAUCAAGUCAGCCUCCUAUACAGAUGGCUGAAUUCCAGGCGGAGGUGUGUCGCCGGGGCUACGACGAAACUGGUAAGUUGACCAACUUUUUUCUCCCAAAAGAGGCUGAGUCGCGGUCUGCGCCUAGGAAGAAACAAAUUCCGAGCAUGCAGAACCUGCUGAACUCACAGUCAAGAUCUUCGGGUCAGCAGCAGCGCGUUGCAAACAACGACCGGCAGGAGUACGCACUUACCAACUGGCUGCGCAACAAUUAA